This is a messenger RNA of Anthonomus grandis grandis, 1913 nucleotides long. RefSeq lists its product as uncharacterized. Lineage: Eukaryota; Metazoa; Arthropoda; Insecta; Coleoptera; Curculionidae. Gene Ontology annotation, biological process: positive regulation of DNA-templated transcription. Bases 263 to 1570 code for a protein of 435 amino acids. Gene Ontology annotation, cellular component: nuclear body. The record is from RefSeq and is a predicted model, not a curated record. The transcript is spliced from 5 exons.
GUCCUACUUAAGCCCCGUAGGUAGAUUGCGGUGCGUCCGGAGGGCCUCGGGGGGCAUGCGCCCCUCUAUCGAUUCAGUUGAGUAGGGUGGUUGAGCUGAGCUGAGCAGCCCCACGCGAGCACAAUCGACUCUUCUUCCUCACAUUACGGCUCAGCUCAGUCGGGUUUCCGAGUUUUUCGCACGUAGGUGAUGAAUGCGCGCCGGUUACGGUUUGUCGUGUUAAAUAACAUCGCGUUAUUGUGUCCCUGAAGACGAAUAAACGAUGGACUUCAGAAACGCCCCGAAGAAGCGUACGACGAACUUCCGGGAGGACGAGACGAAACUGCUGAUCCAGCUGUGGGGCUCCCCGACGGUCCAGAACAAGCUGUACCUCACCCAUCGUAAGGCGCCCGUGAUGCGCCUGAUCGCGUUCAAUAUGGCGAAACACGGGUUCCGUCGCACCCCCGACGAGAUCAAAACCCGCAUCAGGAACCUGAAGUGCCUUUACCAUCGGAUCAAGAAGUCGAUGGCGACCGGUACCGGGUUGGGUACCGUCGACCCCGACUGGCCCCAUUAUAAGGCGAUGGACGACAUCCUGAGUCGCAAGAACGCCCUGAGGCAGAGUCUCGUUUACAACCAGAAUUUACUCAGCGAGGUCUGUCAGACCGACAUCAAGGAGGAGAUUGAGGAUAUCGAGUUGGACGACGCGGAAUCCAAUACAUCUAAUAGUAAUUGUUCUGACGACGAAUUCGAAGAAAACCCGUCGCUCAUGCCCGCCACCAUCACCCCAACAAUCAUAGAAGAACCGGACAAGAUCAUCCUCCCGAUCAAGAUCGCCCCGAAACCGUCUCCGGUGCCGCCCCUCUCCGUCCCCAUGACAACCGUAGCCGCCUCCACUACUACCACCACCAGCACCACCGCCCCCAGCUUCCCGCGCAUCCAAAUAGCGCAGAACCUGUUGACGGCGCCGCCCCACAGAGGCCAAACGCAAAACGGACCUCCCCCGGCCACAAUUAUGACCUCACCGGCGGCAAAAAUGGUGAUGGGUACGGGAAAAGGAAAGGGGAACAUGCCGUUCCCGUUGCUCAUAUUGCAACCCAAUGGGGCGGCGCAGAACGGCAUCCAGAAAACGGGACUGACCGCGACGUCAAACCACGGGACCGGACACGGUGCGGGGGUUUUCAAGGUUACCGGGGGUGUGAAUAAUAAUAAUAAUAAUGAAGUGUCGAGUCUCCUUAAAGAAAUGCUGCUGGUGCAAAAGGAGCACCUGGAAAUCGAACGGGAGAGGUUACAAGUGGAAAGGCAAAAACUGGAAUACGAAAGGGCCGUGGGUUCCCACCUGUUAAACAUGGUGCCGGCCCUAAAUGAUAUGUUCCAAAAAUUUAGUAAAACGUCGGAACCGGAAGACACGAAAUUCUUUCCGGAACACCCCAAAUACGGCACCAAACGGAAACCGGAAGAGGACGACCCACUGAAAGACACCAAAGUAUACAAGCAGACUGUGAUAGAUGGCAUUAUAAAAAAAUACAUGAACGAGGAUACCGGAAAUAAUAACAAUGACAGUGGCAUUUCGACGAGUGACAGCAGUUAAACGUCACUGUGACAAGUGACACUAGUUAAAUGUCACUUUGACAGAAGCAUCUGUGAUUUGACAGUCACGCUUUGUUUAUAAUUUAAAUUUUAGGUAUUUAAAACGGGUUUAAUAAGCAAGUAAGAUGUUAACUUUGCUAAACGAAUACGAGUUUUAUCGGGCGAUAAGCGUUCUAGUAUUUUAUUAGCGUUUAAGGGAAAAUAUUUUCGUUUAUUUUGUGAUAUUUUCGUGUCCAUUCCACUUUCGUUUGUGAUUUACCAGUAUUUUAUUUAUUUGUAAGUUAUUUAUUUAAAUUAUUUUUUUGUACUUAUCACGAGUUUAAUUAAAUAAAGAAUUACUUGUA